Bathycoccus prasinos is the source of this 3063-nucleotide messenger RNA. Its product is annotated as ATP-dependent helicase NAM7. NCBI's taxonomy places the organism in Eukaryota, Viridiplantae, Chlorophyta, Mamiellophyceae, Mamiellales, Bathycoccaceae. The record is from RefSeq and is a predicted model, not a curated record. Gene Ontology annotation, molecular function: ATP binding; ATP hydrolysis activity; RNA binding. Gene Ontology annotation, cellular component: cytoplasm. The transcript has a single exon. Bases 1 to 3063 code for a protein of 1020 amino acids. Gene Ontology annotation, biological process: nuclear-transcribed mRNA catabolic process, nonsense-mediated decay.
AUGGCGGGAGAAGACGACGAGGAGAAAGACGAAGACGAGAAAGAGAGAAACGAGUACGAAGAGUUGGACUCGCAAAUUAUGAAACAAAUCUUGGAAGAUUUAACGUUAGAAGAAGAAGAAGAAGAAGAAGAAGAGGAAGAGGAUGAAUUGUCCCCGUUGGAUGAUGAUGAUGAUGAUGAUGUUGAUGAUGCAUCAGAAGAGCGGGACGAUGUCGACGACGAAGAUGAAGACAACAGAGAAGAAGAUAAAACGACGCACGGAGAACAACCCGCGCACGCGUGCUCGUACUGCGGGAUUUCCAACCCGGCGUGCGUCGUUCGGUGUAAGAAAACGAACAAAUGGUUCUGCAACUCGAAAACCGGCGCCUUGCCGGCGUCCUGCGUGGUCUUUCACUUGGUGAAAUCGAGAUCGAACGCGAUCGCGUUACACCCGGAUUCACCUUUAGGCGAACUCGAACCGGCAUGUUACGUGACGGAUUCCACGAACGUUUUUAAUCUCGGGUUUAUCGUGAAGAAAGACGAAGAUCCGCCGACGGUGGCGUUACUUUCCAGAGACGUCGUUUUACAACCGACGGCGGCGCUGAAGGCGUUGGAUUUGGAUUUGACGAAAUGGGAACCGGUGGUUACGGAGGAUAAGACGAUUUUGAGUUGGUUGGUGAACGAGCCGGACGAGAGAGAGACGAUGCGAGCGAGGCAAGUGACGCAAGCUCAGGCCACGGCGCUGGAGGAUUUGUGGAAGAGCGAUCCGACGGCGACGAUUGACGACGUGGAAAAGAGAGACAAAGACGCGGAGCCGCAACCGGUGGCGUUGCGAUACGCGGACGCGUAUCAGUAUCAGAACGUGUUCGGACCGUUGAUUGCGAUUGAGGCGGAUUACGAUAAAAGUCAAAAGGAGAGUCAACACAUGGGUAAUGUUUCCGUGCGAUGGGACGUGGGGUUGAACGCGAGGAGGGUGAUGUAUUUUGGAUUUAGUAGCGACGAGGAGCAUUUGAAGAUUUUGUUGGGCGACGAGUUAGUCGCGAUUUUGAAGAGCGUAGACGGGAGGGAAAUUUGGCGAGGCGACGGGACCGUGAUUCGAUACAACGUAAAGGAGGAAGAAAUUGGUUUAGAGUUGGACGCGAGGUCGUGCGUGGACGCUCCGGUUCACGUGACGAGCGGGUACGAAAUCGAGUGCGUGUGGAAAUCGGUGUCGUACGACCGGUGCCAAGCGGCGUUGAAAGCGUUCGCGGUGGACGACACUUCGGUUUCCGGUUACAUCUAUCACAAAUUGUUAGGCCACGACGUGAACGAAAGCGUCAUGCACCAUCGAGGCUCAAACAUUGACGUUUCCGGGAAACAGAAAUGGUCGGCACCGAAUUUACCGGAGUUGAACCACUCGCAAAUCGCCGCGGUGAAGAUGGUGUUGCAACAACCGUUGUCAUUGAUUCAGGGUCCUCCCGGGACGGGAAAGACGGUCACUUCGGCGACCAUCGUGUACCAUUUAGCGACGAAAGGGGACGGUCAAGUUAUCGUCGCCGCGCCUUCGAACGUCGCAGUCGAUCAACUCGCCGAGAAGAUUGAGAAGACGGGUUUAAAAGUUGUAAGAAUCGUCGCUCGAUCGCGCGAACACGUCAACUCGGCGGUGGAACACUUAGCGUUGCAUUAUCAAGUUCAGAGAAUAGCAGAGAAGGAGAAAAAUGGUCAACUCGCGAAAUUGCAAAGGUUGAAAGAUUCCAUCGGCGAGUUAUCGCAAGAAGACGAGAAAAGGUAUUACAAAGCGUUGAAGAAAAUAGAAAACGACAUCAUACAAAACGCUGACGUCGUGUGCGUCACCGCCGUCGGCGCCGGCGAUCGAAGACUCGAAAAAUAUAGAUUUCGACAAGUCUUAUUCGAUGAGUCCACGCAAGCCACGGAACCAGAGACGCUCAUUCCAAUCAUCAUGGGUGCAAAACAAGUCGUCAUGGUUGGCGACCACUGUCAGUUAGGACCGGUCGUCACCUGUAGAAGUGCUUCGAGAGCCGGUUUGAGUCAAUCUUUGUUCGAACGUUUAAUCUUUAUGGGCGUCCAACCGAUUCGAUUGCAAGUGCAAUACAGAAUGCACCCGUGUCUUUCGGAAUUUCCAUCCAACGCGUUUUACGAAGGCACGCUGCAAAACGGUGUCACCGAGGCAGAACGUGCGGAUAGCGAAGACGUGUUCCCUUGGCCGUGUCCGUCAAAACCGAUGCUGUUUUGGGCUCAAAUGGGCGUCGAAGAGAUGUCUGCGAGCGGAUACUCGUACUUGAACCGCGGCGAAGCGUACGCGGUGGAGAAAAUUGUCACGCACUUACUUCAAAACGGCAUCGCACCGGAGGAAAUCGGUGUGGUCACACCUUACGAAGGCCAACGCGCGUACGUCGUCAACUACUUAACUCGAACCGGGGUUUUACACCCGAGCAUAUACCAAGAAGUGGAAGUCGCUUCGGUCGACGCGUUCCAAGGACGCGAAAAACAGUACAUCAUCGUGACGUGCGUCCGAUCGAACGACCGUCAAGGGAUCGGUUUCUUGAACGACCCCAGGCGUCUGAACGUCGCGUUAACUCGAGCCAAACUUGGUUUGAUGAUUGUCGGUAAUCCGAAAGUGUUAGCGAAACAACCGCUCUUCAGAGACAUGUUGCAACACUUCAGAGACAACAAAUGCCUCGUCGAAGGCAACAACAUCAACCAACUGAACGAGUGCAUGGUCGCGUUACCUCAAUCUCGAUGGAAAGCAAAAGCCGGCCUCGCGCGAUUCGUCGCCAAAGAAACCAUCCACGAAGAAACCACCACGAGUGGUGAAAAUUACAACAGCGACAAUUACAUCGCCGAUAAUGAUUACGGCGGCGACGGCGGUUAUAACUGGUCCGGGAAACGAAAUUUAACCACCGCACCUCGCGUCGGCGCCCAAAACAUCGGGUUCGCCAAUUCCGCCGCGCAGAGAGACGACGACACGGAUUCCCAAUACACCGGCAGCGUCUUCGGCGAGAGUUUAUACGGUGGUUCGAAAUCUGAAAUCAGUGGGAGUGAAUACGGCGACGCCGCGCCUGGACCGGGAUUUAGAUACGAUUGA